This is a messenger RNA of Linum trigynum, 1058 nucleotides long. Lineage: Eukaryota; Viridiplantae; Streptophyta; Magnoliopsida; Malpighiales; Linaceae. The record is from the annotation of a GenBank genome assembly.
CCACGUGGAUUUUGUGGCUGGGAGGAAGGAGGAGGACAGCGUGGAUGAUAUGCGAGCUCCAGAAACAGACAGUCCUUUCCUUCCUUCUUUUCCCCGCUCACUCUCAUUACCGCCAUAGCCACUUGAUAAAUCAGAGAGCUCCAAGACAAAAUGCCCUUAGGAGCAGCACCAGCAGCAGUUUCGUUUCCACGCCUGCAAUCCCCAUUCCUAUGCUGCCCUCUCAAAUCCCCGUGUUUGUCUCCUUUCAAGUCCGCGAGAAGCUUCACCUUUCAAUCCCCCCGGCGACCGUCGUCGACGCCUUAUCCCCGCGUUAGAGCCGCUGAUCUCGACGCCAACACGAUUACAGCAUUAUCCGUUGGGCUAGUGAGCGUGGCAGUGGGAAUUGGCAUUCCAGUGUUCUACGAAUCCCAAAUUAAUAAUGCUUCAAAGAGGGACAACACUCAGCCUUGUUUCCCCUGUAGUGGCUCUGGUGCCCAGAGAUGCAGAUUUUGUGAGGGAAGUGGUUCGGUGACGGUGGACCUAGGAGGGGGUGAGAAAGAAGUGUCUCCAUGCAUCAACUGUGAUAGUGCUGGUUCUUUGACUUGCACCACAUGCCAAGGCUCCGGGAUUCAGCCUCGAUACCUUGAUCGAAGGGAAUUCAAAGACGAUGACUGAUUUACUACGUUACAUUUGAUUCCAAGAACUCGAUACGUUCUGGUCCCAACUCAGAACAUAUGGAAGAGAAGAUCCAACAGUUCUUUUUACCAGUCUUCCUGUAACCUUGCAUCAGUGUGCCUCCCGCAACAACUCUUUUUAUAGAGCUUUUUUUGUAUAAUUCUGUACUCUUGUUACACUGUUGAUACUGUACAAUUUUCGUUCUUGUUGCGACCAAAUUGUAUAAAGUGAUGUUCAUGAUCCGUACUAUGCUUGGCUCUAAGUUAAGAACACAAGGUUUGGUGGCAAUUCAUAUCCAUACUAAUCAAUGCAGAAAACCAGAGGACAAAAACAAGAAAAGAGCAAGUGAAGUAGAAAAACUCAAAAUCGGGGACAGAUUGACAGAAUGAAUAUGCAUAAACGUU